AUGGGGUCGCAAAAUCGCUUUAGAUCUGCUCACCUAGCGGAUGUCAAAGGAAAAGGAAUCCUCUACGAGGAUGAUGAUGAACCAAUUAAGCUGGUGGAUCGCGAUGAUUCGUUUGUGAUCAAGGAAUUUGGUAUGUCCCUCAUUGGAAAGAUUCUUAAUCCAAAGAAGCAGAACGUUGUUAAGCUAUUGCAAACGAUGCCUGCUCAGUGGGGUUUUGCUGAUAGAAUUACAGCUAAUGAUUUAGGAAAUGGAAAGUUUCUUUUAAACUUUGUGUCCGAGGAGGACUUAAACUCUGUUCUUAGACAGGGGCCAUUUCACUACAACUUCUCUCAUUGGCUUCCCUUUACAUCUAUGGACGGAUGCAAAUCUGAGAAACAUAGGUGGUCGGCUUGGUCAUGUCGACACUCUGGAACUAACUGA
Molecule: messenger RNA, 420 nt
Organism: Brassica rapa (field mustard)
Lineage: Eukaryota; Viridiplantae; Streptophyta; Magnoliopsida; Brassicales; Brassicaceae
Source: RefSeq, a predicted model, not a curated record